GGCAAAGUGUAGAUCAAAGCUCUCCCUUGGAUAAAAUGCACCUCCUUUAGCUUGGAAAAGAACUCCACCUUCCUCUUCAAAAAUCUAGAAAUUUGCCUUCAAAUACCUUCAAAACAUCUGGAAUUUAUCAUCCAAUGUAGCAAGAAAUUCUCCUCUCCGAUAGCUUUCAAGAUGAAUUUCGCCCUCUACUAGCUUCUCCACAUUUAGUAGAAAUUCGCUCCACUCCUCUGGAUUUCGCUCCUCAAAUUGCUCUCCAAUUUCGCACUUGAAAGGAUGAUUGAAUGAUUUAAAUUGUGAAAAAACACCUUCCAAUAUAUAGAGCGCUCACCUUCCACUUACCCAUGAGGCGGACCUAGCAAAUAAAAGGUGAAAUAAUAAAUAAAAACCCAAAAGGAGUAGGCCGACUUGUCAAAUUAAGGCAAAUAAUGCCUUGUGCGCUCCACAUUUAAUUUUUUAAUUUCACAAAAAUUAAUUUUAAAUGCCUUUAUAAUAGAAAUUCGAUUUUUUGAGGCCCAAAAUUAAUUUAUUAAAUGCCAAUUUAAUUAAUUUUUUCAAAUAUUCCAAAGUUGGCAAUUUUGGCAUCUAAUGCGAUUUGGAGGAUAUUAACGCCCAAAUAUGGUAAAAAAUAAUGAAUGCCAUUAACUUCGCUCUGGUCCCUUGGAGAGGGACAGGAGCACUUUUUCAUUUUUAGGCUAGGAUUCUCAAUUUUUUGAAGUCAAACCUUUGUUCACCAUGCUUUAGAAGAUCCUUCCCAUCUCAUACAACUUUGCCUUAGCAUAAUCUCGGAGGGAAUUAGUUGUUUUCAUAAAAAGUGCUCUGGUCCUUCAGUGAGGGACGGGAGCACUUUUGAGUUCAUUGCAUGAAUUCUUGAUCACAUUAAUCUUCAAUUUACCCUCAAGGCGUAGAAUAUUACAUUUCACUCCAUCUUGAGCCUUGGUGAUAAAAAUAUCCUUUCAAAAUGCAAGGUAAAUGGUCAUAUUUGGAAAUUGCGCCCUGGUCCCUUGGUGAGGAACGGGAGCACUUUUGCCAGUUGUCGUCAAAAUUUGCAACUCUCGCAUCUCAAUUCCACUUCAAGGCAUUUUAAACACUUUUUCAAACUUGCGCCUUGGCCUCAAUUUGUCCAAAAUUGGUGAGAAAGGCUAGAUAACAUGUUAAGUGCUCUGGUCCUUCAGUGAGGAACAGGAGCACUUUUUCAACUUCAAGCUUAUCCGUCCUUUGCUAGCUUCCCAAAUUAUCUUCAAUGGGCUAAUCAUGUCCUCUUCCAUUCAUUUCAAUCACAAACUUGCCUUGGCCUUGCAGGAAAUUUACACUUUUUUGGAAAAUCGCUCUGGUCCCUUGGAGAGGGACGGGAGCACUUUUUGCAUCUUGGCAUACUUCUUUGUCCUUUAAACCUCUCAAUUGCGUCUAAGGCAUAAAACAUCAUUGGUCCUUCCCAUCCAAGUCAAGUUUUGCCAUAAAAUAUCAAACAAAGAGGAGAAACUUGAAAAAGUGGCAUGGUCCUUCAGUGAGGGACGGGAGCACUUUUUGUCAUUUGGGUUGAUUUACUCCUUUGUGAACCGCUUAAAUUAUAUUCAAUGGACAAAACAUGCCUCCCUUAACCUCUUCAAAUCAUAAAAUCACCUUAACCUUGCAAAGAUAGUGUGAAUUUGAAAUUCAGUGCUUUGGUCCUUCAGUGAGGGACGAGAGCACUUUUUGCCCUCUAAGCCAAAUUGUCUCACUUUUCGUCUUGAAAUUCCUUUGCUAGGGAAGAUUUCAUCUUACUUCACGCUAUGAAUAAAAGUUAAUGUCCAAAAGAGGUCUAAAAUUGUGCAUAUAAAGAAAAGUGCUCUGGUCCUUCUGUGAGGGACAGGAGCACUUUUUACCUUCUAGGCAAAAACUUCAUCAUUUUAUUGUUUUCAAUCAAGUCUGGAUGCUUUAUCAUGUUCAUUUCGUCCUUCACUAUGCCUUUGAUGUUUUAAUUUGACCAAACAAGGCCAGGAAUGGCUCCAAUAAGUCUUUUCGCCUUUGUCCUUCAGUGAGGGACGGGAGCACUUUGCCUUGGUCCCUUGGAGAGGGACAGGACCACUUUUUCCUUCAAUCUUCAAAAUUCACUAUUUUUGUGCCUUCAAAAUCUUCAAAAGUAUCAAGUCGUGUCCAAUUAUCAUUCUGGAAGACCCUGCACAAAACAAAAUAGAAAAGUCAGUGACAAAUAUGCAUAAAAUAACAUUUGUGCUCUGGUCCCUUGGUGAGGGACAGGAGCACUUUCUUCCUUUCUGGCUAAAAUAUUCAAAAUUUAGGUCUUCAAUCAUUUCACAAGGCAAAGUUAGACCAUCUUCAAGGCCCAGAAUCGGUUAGCAAGCUCUCGCAAAAUCAGAAAUUGCACUUAGAAUGAAAUUCGUCCUGGGCCUCCAGUGAAGGACAGGAGCACUUUCUCUAUUUCAGGCAUCAUCUUGCCUCCGAAAAUUGAUCAAAAUUUACCUAGGCAAGAAUAUACAAUUUCAUCUUCAAAAUGCUAACACUUAAACAAAUUUUGAAUUUUCCCUCAAAAACCCUAACUAGACCUAACCUGAGACAUAUCUGACUUCCUGACAGACUUAUCUUACUUCAAUAAUCAACCCUUGGAAGGACGCUCAAUAACUUUCAAAAUUUGACUGGACUCAGCUUAAAAAAUAUCCAAAAGAAACCCCUAAGGCUUAGCCCUAGCCCAGACAACUCACUCACUCACUCAAAACCCUAAAAAUAGAGAGAAGAACAGGCAAAACAAAAGCAAAAAGAGGGGGGUCCCCAUUUAAAUGGGGCGAUGUGUGAAAACAUCACAACAAGUUGGUAUGCUGAAAGAUGCAGUAGAGGAUGUUCAAGAUGUUGUUAAACAACAUCGGUAACAACAUCGGUUACAGUGCGCUAGAACUGGUUGCAGUAUCAUGUCAGAUGGUUGGACAGAUAGAAGGAACCGAACUCUCAUUAACUUCCUUGUCUCUUGUGAGAUUGGCAUUGUUUUUCUAAAAUCUGUGGAUGCAUCUAAUAUGAUGAAAUCCACAAAUGCAUUGUUUGAGAUGUAUGACGUGGUAGUUAUGGAUGUAGGGCCACAAAAUGUGGUUCAAUUUAUCACAGACAAUGCUGCUGCUUGUGUUGCUGCAGGGAGACUUCUGACAGAUAAAUACCCCUUGAUCUAACCCUAGAGGACAUUGGAAAAAUAGAAUGGGUUAAGGCGGCCUUUCAGAAGGCUCACAAGGUUACCAAAUUUGUUUAUAAUCACACGAGGGUUUUGGCUAUAAUGCGCUCUUUCACAGGAGGCAAGGAGCUAGUUCGACCAGGGGUGACAAGAUUUGCAACAUAUUUCCUUGCAUUACAAACAUUAUGUGAACAUAAAGGUAAUUUGAGGCGAAUGUUUGUUUCAGCUGAGUGGAUGGAGUCUGGCUUCACAACUCAAGAAAAUGGCAAAGCAAUUGCAGAGUAUAUGUAUUCUACCACCUUUUGGGAAUCAAUUGAGCAGAUCGUAGAAUUUUCAGAGCCUUUAGUAAAAGUCUUGAGACUAGUGGAUGGGGAAAAACCCCCCAUGGGAUAUGUGUAUGAGGCCAUGGAUAGGGCCAAGGAGGUGAUAAGGAGUAAGCUGGAAAAUAACAGGGAUAGGUAUAUGCCAUUGUGGGACAUAAUUGAUAGGAGAUGGGAUGGACAGAUGCACACUCCUCUCCAUGUUGCAGGAUACUUUCUCAAUCCUUUAUUAUUCUAUAAGACUGACUUCUUGGAAAUUGAUGCUGAGAUCAAACGAGGAUUUUUCAAGUGCUUGGAAAAAAUGUUUCCUGACUCGGAAAAAUUUGAUGCGGCUACGAUGGAGUUGGAAGUGUACAAGCAUGCUAAGGGUUUUCUCUCUUCAAGGGCUGCUAUACAAAGUAGAAAGACUAUUCAACCAGCUGCAUGGUGGGCUUCUUUUGGAGACGAAAUACCAAAUUUAAGGUGGAUGGCAGUGCGCAUUUUGAGCCAACCGUGCAGCUCAUCAGCUUGUGAGCGUAAUUGGAGUGUUUUUGAACACAUACAUUCCAAAAAACGCAACCGCCUAUCACAACAAUGACUGAAUGACUUGGUAUUUGUUCAUCACAACCUUCGCUUGAAGAUAAGGAAAGCUCUAGGAACUAUUGAGGAUGGCUUGCCAAUUGACCUCGAUGAGAUAUAUCCAGAGUGUGAGUUGAUUGCUGCUGAAGAUGCUGAUGAUGAUGAUGUUUAUGAUGAUGAUAAUGUUGUUGCUGAUUGUCCACUUGAGACUGAAGAUUUUGAUAUCAUGAGGCAAGCCAACUUUGCUCCUCAAUGGAUGGAUCGAAUUAGGACAGGUUCUCACCUGGGAGCUUCAUCAUCCGAGCCUCCUGCCCUCUAGCAUGCCAUUGCCUACAUUUGAUAUUUUGGAAUUUUGUACUUAGUUUACAAGUUGACUUUGUUCAAAGUCACAAACUAUAUUGUAAUUGACAUUUUGACAUCUAUCACCAUCUAGAUAUUAUUUAUGGUGUAGUAUAUUUUGUGCAACG
Cryptomeria japonica (Japanese cedar) is the source of this 4496-nucleotide messenger RNA. RefSeq lists its product as uncharacterized. NCBI's taxonomy places the organism in Eukaryota, Viridiplantae, Streptophyta, Pinopsida, Cupressales, Cupressaceae. The coding region runs from base 3254 to 4048 and encodes 264 amino acids. The record is from RefSeq and is a predicted model, not a curated record. Gene Ontology annotation, molecular function: protein dimerization activity. The transcript is spliced from 3 exons.